UCUCACAACUUAGUGUGUGCGGUCAGCCUCCGCUGAACACCCGGAUCGUCGGAGGGCAGGUGGCCCCCGAGGGCAACUGGCCCUGGAUGGCCAGUCUGACCAAUUCUGGGAGCCACUUCUGUGGAGGAUCGCUCAUCAACAGUGACUGGGUGUUGAGCGCCGCCCACUGCUUCAAAACCAACAACGUCCGAAACCUGGUUGUGUUUCUGGGUCGCCAGAACCAGCAGGGCAGCAACCCCAAUGAGGUGCAGCGGACGGUGAUGCGGAUCAUCAACCACCCCGACUACGACACCCGCCCCAAUGACAAUGACAAUGACAUCAGCCUCCUGAAGCUCACCUCGCCGGUGGUGUUCACCAACUUCAUUCUGCCCGUCUGCCUGGCAGCUCCAGGCAGCAGCUUCCACAGCGGCACCGAUGCCUGGGUCACCGGCUGGGGCAGAAUUGCAAGUCAAGUGCCCCUUCCAGACCCAAAAUCCCUGAUGGAGGUGGAGGUGCCCAUCGUGGGGAACAAACAGUGUACCUGUGACUAUGGAGCGGGUAGUAUCACAAGCAACAUGAUCUGCGCCGGGCUCCGUGCUGGAGGGAAGGACUCCUGUCAGGGGGACUCGGGCGGUCCGCUGGUGAGCAAGCAGGCCAGUCGCUGGAUCCAGGAGGGAGUCGUGAGUUUUGGAGAAGGUUGCGCACUGCCUAAACGCCCAGGAGUCUACGCCAGAGUGUCCCAGUACCAGUCCUGGAUUAACAGCGAGCUCUCCAGCAAUCUGCCAGGCUACAUCAUCUUCAGGUCCAUCGGGAACGACAGCGACAUUGGCGUCAUUUGUGAUGGAGCUCCGGCCACCACCACCACCACAGCCGCCACAGUCGCCGCCACAGCCGCCGCCACAGCCGCCGCCACAGCCGCCACAGCCGCCACAGCCGCCACAGCCGCCGCCACAGCCGCCACAGCCACCACAGCCGCCGCCACAGCCGCCGCCACAACCGCCACAGCCGCCACAGCCGCCACAGCCACCACAGCCACCACCACCUCCGCCACCACCUCCGCCACCACCUCCGCCCCUGCAACCACCACCGCCCCACCGGUGAUCUGUGGCAGAGCCCCGGGGAAUGCUCGUAUUUCAGGGGGCGGCUCCGUGUUGACGGCCGCCGUGUGGCCGUGGAUGGCAAGCCUGCAGAGGAACGGACGCCACGUGUGCGGCGGCACUCUGGUGGCCGUGGAUGCCGUGUUGAGCAACGCCAACUGCUUCUCCAGCUCCCUCACACCGACCGAAUGGACCGUGGUGCUGGGUCGGUUGAAGCAGAACGGGUCCAACCCCUCCGAGGUGACGCUCAACGUGACCAACAUCACCCUGAGCACCCGGGACGGGUCCAACAUCGCAGUGCUGCGGCUGGCGGCCCGGCCCGGCUUGUCCGACGCCAUCCAGCCCGUCUGCCUGGACAACGGGCAGACCUUCGCCGUGGGCUCCGCGUGCUGGGUGGCGGGCUGGAGCGCCGGGCGAGGAGGGGAGGAAGGAGUUCUGCAGGAGGUCCAGACCUCGGUGGAAAACUGUGGGAACGCGUCGGCCAGCGACAGCAUCUGUACCGGACUCUUAACCCUGGAGCCGGAGGACGCUGGGGGCCCCAUGAUGUGUAAGCUGGGCUCCUCCUGGUUCCAGGCCGCAGUGCUUUCCUCUCCAGACGCCUCCAGAGCAGCUCGAGCUGUGAUGGUGUUCACCAGCCUGAGCAGCUUCCAGAGCUUCCUGUCCAGCACGGGCCGUCACCUCCAUCCGGCUCCACUGCUCUAUCGCAACGCUCCACUUCCGGUUUGUUCGAAGAAGAGCUUCCGUUCUGAAUAUCUCAGGAGGUCUGUGAAACUACAGGGAGCCAACGGACGUUGUUGUUGUUGUUGUUGUUGUUGUUGUUUUUAAAUCAUUACAAUGAAGACAUGUGUAAAAUAUGAUUUUUUUUAACUGCUGGUGAAUAUUUUAAAUCCAUUUUCUGAACUGAAGGACUGUUAAAUGGAUCAAAUCAUAACUCUAGGCCAUAAUGUGUGACACAAAGAGGUGGAGCUUAAAUAACAGGAAGUCCAGUAGAUCUGAGGAACAGUGGCUAACCCGCCUGUCAAUCACCUACCUCAUGGAAUAUCUAUCUGAAGCCAUUUAUCUACACGAACAGUAUUUGCUCUAAAGAAAUACUUCAGCCGCACUUUAAAUGCAUAAUUCUUUGUUCUGAGUCUUUAAAUGUCUCUUUGAUUCUGAGACAUCUUCAUUUGGUUAAUAUCUACUAAAUUAAAGGACAUGCAGAGAAAAUGUUGUUUUAUUUCCUGGUGUGUUUACAGCGGCUACACUCAGUCAGUUUAUUAGGUACACACAACGUCACAGAAAGCCUUUUUAAUAAGCAGAAAGUCCAAGAGCUCUAAAGAUUAUUUAUCACGAUUAUUAAUAAAGG
Cyclopterus lumpus (lumpfish) is the source of this 2421-nucleotide messenger RNA. Its product is annotated as transmembrane protease serine 9-like. The coding region runs from base 87 to 1901 and encodes 604 amino acids. Lineage: Eukaryota; Metazoa; Chordata; Actinopteri; Perciformes; Cyclopteridae. Gene Ontology annotation, molecular function: serine-type endopeptidase activity. Gene Ontology annotation, biological process: proteolysis. The record is from RefSeq and is a predicted model, not a curated record. The transcript is spliced from 10 exons.